GGUCCCUAAACCCCACCUCCCUCGAGUAGCGGGAGGUGGGAGGGGAGAUGGGGGGCUGUUCACGGUCUCUUUUCCCGGAGUCCUGGGCCACAGAUUCCUAAGGUAGCAGGCUGAAGAGGCCUAGCCCAUGGGGUUAGAAAAGGGAGAGAGACUGUUGAGCAUAUCGGGGUUGCAAAAUUCCAGUCUGGGGCCCUCUCGGUGGGCGGAGAUCAAUCACACUGAAAGUCUUCUGUGGAAGUCCUCUCUGCAGCUGGGAACCCAUCUCACCUGGACCAACUAGCCCAGAGCGAACGAAGCUGAAGACGCGCUUCCGCGUUGAUCAACAGCGGACAGGGAUGGUCUUGGAGGAGCUUGUGGCCAUGGAACUGAAGGUAUGGGUGGAUGGCAUCCAGCGGGUGGUCUGCGGGGUCUCAGAACAGACCACCUGCCAAGAAGUGGUCAUCGCACUAGCCCAAGCUAUAGGCCAGACAGGCCGCUUUGUCCUUGUGCAGCGUCUUAGAGAGAAGGAACGACAGCUGCUGCCACAGGAGUGUCCAGUGGGAGCACAGGCCACCUGUGGACAGUUUGCCAAUGAUGUCCAGUUUGUCCUCAGGCGGACAGGGCCCAGCCUGUCUGGAAGGCCAUCCUCCGACAACUGCCCACCCCCGGAACGAUGCCUAGUUCGUGCCAGCCUUCCCCCAAAGCCAUGGGCAAAACCAGGCCGGGAGCCACGUAAAGCAUUGACUUUCAACCUAGGAUGUCCAAAGCUGGUCCCCAGCCCCUCGAUCCCUGAGCCUAUAGCUCUGGUGGGACCCACACCAGACUGCUUUGCAGACCUGCAGGGCCUAGAACUCAGGGUACAAAGGAACGCUGAGGAAUUGAGCCACGAGUCCUUCUGGGAACAGGAGCUACACCGAGAACAAGCCAGGGAGCGUGAGGGACAGGCACGCCUGCAAGCUCUGAGUGCGGCUACUGCUGAGCAUGCUGCCCGGUUGGAGGCCCUCGAUGCCCAGGCCUGUGCCCUGGAGGCAGAGCUUCGACUGGCUGCUGAGGCCCCUGGUCCUCCCUCAGCUACAGCAUCUGCUACUGAGCGCCUGCGCCAGGACCUGGCCAUCCAGGAGCGACAUAGUCUGGAGAUGCAGAGCACCUUGGCCCUAGUGAGCCAGGCUCUGGAGGCCGCUGACCAUGCUCUGCAGGCCCAGGCUCAGGAGCUGGAGGAGCUGAACAGGGAACUCCGGCAGUGCAACCUGCAGCAGUUCAUCCAGCAGACGGGGGCUGCAUUGCCACCACCUCCACAGCUGGACAGAACCAUCCCUAACCCACAGGACCUUCUACCUCCACCUAGAGAAGAGCCUCUCCUGGGAGUCCCCCAGAGCCAUAUCCUAGUGUCCAGCCUGAGUCCUGAGGUUUCCCCCAUGAGGCAGAACUCCUGGAGGUAGCAGUGACUACGCAAGUAGGGGUCACUGAGGACAGAUGAGCCAGCACAGCUGGGAUGAGCUACCUGGACAGUGGGGGAGUACAAUCACAGGAUUCCUUCCCUAGAAUGGGCAAAGCUAUGAUGUCCUGAGGUUUCUGCUCCAGGGGACGGGAGUGCUGGCAACAUGUCAUCCUAGUCUUCUUCAUGUCUCCCAAGUCCCCUGAAGAAGCGAGGGGGCAUAGUUCAGAACUUACCAUCCUUAUUGGAGGAGGGA
Molecule: messenger RNA, 1670 nt
Organism: Acomys russatus (golden spiny mouse)
Lineage: Eukaryota; Metazoa; Chordata; Mammalia; Rodentia; Muridae
Gene: Rassf7
Product: Ras association domain family member 7
Exons: 6
Coding region: 336-1418 (360 amino acids)
Biological process (GO): signal transduction
Source: RefSeq, a predicted model, not a curated record